UCUGUUGACAGACAAAUAUUUUCAAGACUCAUUCUGAAUUGUUUGAGAAAACCUUCGGAAACACUCUUGGUCAUGGCCAUGUGGCUAUGGCUAGAAGAAAUAGGAUACCCCAAUAUCGUGGCAAAAAUCUUGAUACUCCCAGACUCCAUAGUGAAUGCCAUAGCCAAUGAAGCUGUUCUCUGUUUGAAGUGUCUUUCUUCUGAUUCUCCUCCUCCUUGUUUGCCCUCUGGCAAUCUUCCUCUCUCUUCAAGAGCCACGGAAAUGGAGAUUUCUCUGCAGAUGUUUUUCCAAAAUAAGUUCACUGCAAUAAGUGGGAUAAAAAAGUUUCUGAACAGUGUGUGUUCUUGGGCUUUUACUGACAUUUUAGUGCAGGUUUUGCCUUCUGCCUCGCAGGUCCUCCUGAACCAACCUGUUGCUGUCCCGGGUUUCCCGCAUCCGUUGUUUGGCAAUGUCACCAUUGUGCUACGAUCUUUGGAUUAUUCCUUUCCCAUAGGAGGUUUACAUGGGUGGAACCCAACUACUGAGGCUCCGGUGGAUGACAGAACUAUGUUCUUGACUUUCUCAAGAGGUAACAAAGUUAGUGAGAGUGAUGUGAGGGAGCUUUUUACAGGACUGUUUGGAGAUUGUGUUGACAGUGUGAAUAUGGAAGAGGUCUCUAGAAACAGACAGCCAUUGUUUGCUCGAUUGGUUCUGCGAUCUGUCUCCACUGUUGAUCGUAUUUUGAAUGGGAGCUCCAUAGCGAAAUUUACUAUCAACUCCAAGCACGUUUGGGCUAGAAAGUAUGAGCGCAGAGAGUAG
Molecule: messenger RNA, 798 nt
Organism: Vitis riparia (riverbank grape)
Lineage: Eukaryota; Viridiplantae; Streptophyta; Magnoliopsida; Vitales; Vitaceae
Exons: 1
Coding region: 73-798 (241 amino acids)
Source: RefSeq, a predicted model, not a curated record